Molecule: messenger RNA, 1445 nt
Organism: Papaver somniferum (opium poppy)
Lineage: Eukaryota; Viridiplantae; Streptophyta; Magnoliopsida; Ranunculales; Papaveraceae
Product: zinc finger BED domain-containing protein RICESLEEPER 2-like
Exons: 5
Coding region: 17-1351 (444 amino acids)
Molecular function (GO): protein dimerization activity
Source: RefSeq, a predicted model, not a curated record
AGUGAGAGCUCAAUACAUGCAGGUAAGGUGUGCUGCGCAUGUUCUUGCGCUUGUUGUCAAAGAUGCUGUGUUGUUGUAUCACAAGUCAGUUGGAAGGAUCAGAUCAGUUAUCAAGUUUGUUACCGGUUCUCCCUCUAGGUUGGCCAAAUUCAAAGAAUGUGCUGCUCUCGAGAAGAUUGAUUGUAAGAAGAUGGUUUUCCUUGAUGUGAAGACCAGGUGGAAUGCUACGUAUCUGAUGCUUGAAGCUGCCAUUCCAUAUGAAAAGGUAUUUAAGAGGUUAGAAAGGGAGGACAAGAGCUUUCGUUCUAAGUAUAUUUUCAAAGAAUCUGAAAGUGAAGCUUUACCUAAUACCGAUGAUGAUACUGUUGUAAUUGAUAAUGAAGAUUAUUAUCUUAGUUCAUCUAGUGAAUCUGAAUGUGAGGUAGAUGUAUCUAGAAAGAAUAAUAUUAAGAAAAAGAACAAGCCCCGUCAUCAUGCUCCCUAUGCUGCAGACUGGUCAUAUGCUAGGUGUCUUGUUAAGUGUUUAAAAAUCUUCUUUGAUGUUACUGUUAAGUUCUCGGCUUCAGUUCAGGUUACUUCACAUGAAUUUCUAUGGCAGUUGGCAUUGAUCCAUGAACAGUUGGUUCGUCUUAGAGCUAUAGGAAACCGAGAUCCUCAUAUUUCUAGGAUGGCAGAAAUAAUGUUUCGGAAGUAUAACGCAUAUUGGGGGGAUUAUGAAGAUAUGAACUCUAAAGAAUCUGGUUUGAAAUUUGAUCUGGAAUGUUUGUAUGAGCAAGAUGAUUUCAGGGUUACAACUGUUUUGAAGGCUGUGAAACAAGAUAUGGGAAGACUUUAUGAUGAGUACACCAGCAUGUAUUCAAAUGCCAAUGCAGAGGAAGGUAUUGGGUCAACAGCUGCUGCUGGUGUUGAUGACAUGGUUGUUUCUGUGCAAGAAGAGAACAUUGAGGAUAUGCUUGAAUCAAGGAAGAAAAGGCGAAGAAUGGAUGUUCAUAGUACUCAUCCAAAGUCAGAACUUGAAAGGUAUUUGCUUGAUGACUGUGAAGCGUCUACCAGGGAGUUUGAUAUUCUGGCAUGGUGGCAGGCUAAUAGUACCAAGUACAAGGUGCUAUCACUUAUGGCGAAGGAUAUUUUGGCAAUACCAGUGUCUUCUGUUGCAUCAGAAUCUGCAUUCAGUACCGGAAAGCGCAUUCUUACCCCAUGGAGAAGCUCGCUAUCUGCCAGGACAGUUGAAGCACUUCUCUGUACGCAAAGCUGGUUGCAGAAACCUAUCUCUCUUGAUUUUCUGUGUGACUAUGUACCAGAUGACAAUUCCAACAUUGAAGAUGACAUUUUGGGAAAGGAUGAAGAUUAAGGGGAUGAUUGGCUUGAGAGAUGGAUGGACUGCAAUCUUUUACUGGUCUGCUACUUGAGAAAUGAAGAUCAAAUGGAUGACUCUUUUUCUUUUA